This is a messenger RNA of Sclerotinia trifoliorum, 2278 nucleotides long. NCBI's taxonomy places the organism in Eukaryota, Fungi, Ascomycota, Leotiomycetes, Helotiales, Sclerotiniaceae. The record is from the annotation of a GenBank genome assembly.
AUGCUCUAUCGUCGGUUUAAUAGCACCUUUGUAAAUGUGAAUGAUUCGAACGAGGUCGUUAAGGUACAUUAAAAUCUUUCCUUUAUACUUUAUUCUUGUGUUUUCACACUAAUCUCGCGAAGUAUAUCAACGGCACACUAAAGGAUAAGUUUGGAUUGGAUACUACGGCAAAAGCCAAGCCAGUGGCCGGACCAGAUGACCUACUUCUGUUGCUUGUUCAGUAUUGGGCUCGCGAUGAAUCCGUUUUUCCUACCGAGGACGACCGACAUGAUGUAGCCACUAUAAUGCUGUUUCAAUCCUACACUGGCGGUCGACCUACAGAGUUUGUUCAUUCAUCAAAGGGCAAAGCUGGCGAAGAUCCUCUUGGCAAGGUAGAGAUCGAUAAAGAUGUGCAACCUCGAGAAUCAUCGCAUCACGAUUGCGACGAUAAGAGCGACACCGAGGAUGCCGACGAUUCUGAGUACGAUAAGCUUGACGACGAUAUGGACUGCAGAGGUGAUCCUAAUAGCGGUUACAGCACCGAUGAGACAGAUAUUGCUAUGGCAGAGAACACAGACGAGAGCCUUACUAUUGAGAUCAGCGGCUCUAGAGAAUCAGUUCCACAGACUUGCACUAGUGUUAAACACGACGAGUUUGGUGAGGCGAUACGACAGUACAAAGCACUCUGCUAUGAGGAUAUCUGCCUCUGGAUAGUACAGAAUCCAAGGCCUGGGGGGAGAGACCUUCUUGCCAUGGAAGUUCACUUACGGCAUCAUAAAGGUGUCGAUAAUAAGCCCAAACCGUAUGUUGCUCCUUCCUACCUUCGAAGUUCUGGCUAACUCAUCUCAGCACGACCUUCUUAUUCCGGGAAAAUCCUCUACCGAUUCUUUGUCCGAUCUUUCACAUUCUGACACGUGCGAUCCGUGAUGAUGCCAUUCUCGUCGAUGGCUAUACAUUUGCCGAACCCUUCUUCACAACGGACCUUGGAGGUCAGGGUAUGAAAGCUAUGAAGGUACAUUGGAAGCCAGAAUGGCUCAAAAGACCAAUCUUCCGAAGGUCUGUUUGUUCCGUUAAUGGCUGGGUGAAGUCAAAGACAGAACCAAUGAUCUAUUCGAUUUAUGCCUUUUAUAUUGACCUUUUAGGAAAGGAUACUGGCUUUGAAAACAAGUUGACAAGCUAUUGCUUUCGCCGGGGAACUGCAAAUGCAGUCGAUGGUAUGUAAUUUUUGAUAUUUUUAUCUAAUUCUCUAGGCAAACAGCUAUUUUAGGCGUCGCCUCAGACGCUUUUCGUGAUCAGGUCAUGAGACAUGACCCAUUCACCGGAGUCUUCAACGGGGCCUACAUAAACAACAUCGUCAGAUUCAAUAUACAGGAUGCUUUUCUUGAAAGUGUGAUCUUCGAUGAUGGGCUUACUCGAGCUUUUAUAUAUAUGAGCAUUCGAUGUAACCUAGGUGUACUUAAGGAAGUUCCGACCGAAAUGAUGAAAUCACUUUUGGCUGUAGAUCCAGAUGUCGUCGACCUUGAGCGACAGUUCAAGAAGCUAUAAACUCAGAUCAAGCGGGAUUUUAAGUUCAUCAGAUGCGCGUCGCAAACGAUUCGAAAGCAGCACGAAGAUCUUCGAAAGAACCUUACGAAUGUUAAGAAAAACCUGAAAGACGAGAUUGAGAAGGAAUUCCGAAAGGAUUACUUCUUUCGUGUUCAUAACGAGAUGAUGAAAAAGCAAUUGUAUAGGCAAUCCGGCAAGGCUGUGGGGAUAAGGAGGACGAUACGCCUCUUGUCCAAUACCAACUCAAUGAACGAAAUCAAUUACAACGGAUUCUAUGUGAUUUCUUUAAGAAAUAGAAUCAACAAGAUAUUGUCUCUCGGAAGAUUUCUGCUAUCAAUCUCAUGGUCGCCCUCGCGUCUCGACAAGAGUUCCAAACUCGCAAGCCACGGCUUGCUUUAAUCCUCAAGGAUACAGACAAAAAGGAGUCUCCUGCUCCGGCUUCCUCCCAAUCACCGGAUGGAUUUCCUGUGGUCUGUGCGAAGACCCAAUGUAUCAUUUGCAUCGGGAACGACCGUCUUUCGUAUGAACAACGGAUGCGGUCCUUUCGUCGUGUUGCUCAUAUGUGGGACUAUGUUGAGAAUGUUCAUUUGCGCGAUCAAGCAGUGAGUGGAAUUUUUAUUUGCCACCAUCCUAUAUGCAAAGCUAAGGGGCUGGUUCUCAACAAUUUGAUACAUUUUAAGAGCCAUGUAGCCAGAGCCCAUGGGAUUGAGCUUCGACCCUGAGCUUCGACCCUGAGAAUAUUUAUCCUCACUAG